Impatiens glandulifera is the source of this 2252-nucleotide messenger RNA. RefSeq names its product L-type lectin-domain containing receptor kinase IX.1-like. Gene Ontology annotation, molecular function: protein kinase activity; carbohydrate binding; ATP binding. Gene Ontology annotation, cellular component: plasma membrane. The transcript has 2 exons. Bases 96 to 2252 code for a protein of 718 amino acids. The record is from RefSeq and is a predicted model, not a curated record. NCBI's taxonomy places the organism in Eukaryota, Viridiplantae, Streptophyta, Magnoliopsida, Ericales, Balsaminaceae. Gene Ontology annotation, biological process: protein phosphorylation.
UAUUGCCUCUUUCCUUUCUCUAAAAUCUUCAAGUUUACAUCUGUUGCUGUUGUUGCUGCUGUUGGUUUUCUUCUAAGCCAGACAGACAGACAGACAUGUUAGCCACCAUCAUCAUCAUCAUCUUCCUUGUUGUGUCCUCAUCAGGCCCUUCUCCUCCUCCUCAAGCAUAUGCUGCUCUUAACUUCAGCUUCCCCUCCAUUGGGACAACCCAAGGUGGAUCCUUUAUUUUCACCAGAGAAGCUUAUGUCACAACCGAUGGAAUUCAACUCACUCCAAAUGAGCGCAAUCGUGUGCGGACCGAACAAGCUGGUCAGGCCACUUAUCCUGAACCAUUCCAUCUCUGGGACAAGGCCACCGGAGAGCUAGCCAGCUUUGAAACAAAUUUCUCAUUUGUCAUUAAUUCCAUGGGGGCCAACAAUUACGGUGAUGGACUCGCCUUCUUCCUCGUUCCCAACGCCUCAGUCUUACCAGAUGCAAUCGGAGGCGGCUUUGGACUGACCAACAUGUCUAACAUCUCAAACCUCAACUUCGUGGCUGUAGAAUUUGAUACUUAUUACAACAGUCAAUGGGAUCCGCCGGUGGCUACUACUACUCACGUGGGCAUAGACCACAAUUCUGUGAGCUCUGCCAACUAUUCCAUAUGGGGUAGUGCUAUAAGGAUGGGGAGACCAAUGAAUGCUUGGAUUUCCUAUCAUAAUGUCUUACAACGUUUAACCGUUGUCUUCAGUAACUAUUCCACUGAUAAUUUGUCGGUUCCUGAUUCAAACGCUACUCUUGUUUACAAUGUGGACUUGAGGAAUUGGUUGCCCGAGUGGGUUAGUUUUGGCUUCACUGCCUCUACCGGAAUCAACUUUGAGCAAAAUACUAUUAAAUCUUGGUCUUUCAAUUCAACAGAUAUUCCAGGAACCUCCCCAACAACCCAAAAUGAUCAACCUCCUCCUCCUCCUCCUCCUCCUCCUCCUCCUGUAAUUAAAGACAACAAGAAUAAAAUCAUUCGUAUAAGUCUGGCCGUUGGAUCAUCUGCUCUUGUAAUUAUAAUAAUCAUCUUAGCUUGGAUAGUAGUUAUGCGGAGGAGGAGGAGGAGGAGGAGGAAGAAGAAAAGGACAACUACUAAAGAAGAAGAAGAAGAAGAAGAGAUUGUUGCAAUGAAAGAUUUCAGUAUCAUCGACGAUGUCGACUUGGAUAGGGGAAAUGGGCCGAGGAGAUUUUCGUACGAUGAAUUGUGUGUGGCAACGAACAACUUCUCCGAGGAACAGAAACUAGGCGAGGGAGGAUUCGGGAGCGUGUACAGAGGGUUGUUGAAGAAUGAUCAAGGCACCCAUAUUGAUAUGGCUGUAAAGAAAGUGUCUGCAAAUUCAAAACAGGGAGUUAAAGAAUACUUAUCUGAAGUAAGGAUCAUUAGCAAACUAAGGCAUAGAAACUUGGUUCAACUUCUGGGUUGGUGUCACGAAAAGAGAGAGCUUCUUCUAGUAUAUGAGUUCCUAUCAAACGGUAGCUUAGAUCAACACAUCUAUUAUAACAACAGCAGGAGCUCUCACCUACUCGAUUGGGCCACCAGAAUGAGCAUCGCUCGUGGGUUAGCAUCCGCCUUGCUCUACCUGCACGAGGAAUGGGAACAAUGCGUAGUACAUAGAGACGUUAAGUCAAGCAACGUGAUGUUAGAUUCAAGUUUCAACCCAAAAUUAGGCGAUUUUGGACUUGCUCGAUUUGUAGACCAUGGGAAAGGGUCUCAAACAACGGUACCUGCAGGGACAUUAGGUUACAUGGCACCAGAAUGCUACACCACAGGACAAGCUAACAAGGAGUCUGAUGUAUUUAGUUUUGGGAUCGUGGCGCUGGAAAUAGCGACAGGGAGGAAACCCAUUGACCACAAAUGUGCUGUUGUUAGAUUGGUGGAGUGGGUUUGGGGACUCUACGGUUCAGGGGAAUUGCUGACGGGUGUUGAUCCGAAAUUGUCGUCUGAUUUCAUUGAGAGUCAGAUGGUGAGAUUGAUGGUUGUUGGGUUAUGGUGCGCCCAUCCGGAUUGUGAUCUACGUCCUUCUAUCAGACAAGCGAUGCUCGUUUUGAAUUUUGAAGCUCCGAUGCCGGUGCUCCCCACAAAGAUGCCGGUGCCCAUGUAUUCUCCUCCUCCUCCUCCUCUUCCUUUAGAAAAUGCUGUCUCUAUUUCAAAUUCUUCUUCUUCUUAUCCAAACAAUAUUGAUAUUGAAGCUGCUGCUGCAUUUAGAUCAUAUAAGAUAUUGGUAUUAAACUAG